Molecule: messenger RNA, 2767 nt
Organism: Dimorphilus gyrociliatus
Lineage: Eukaryota; Metazoa; Annelida; Polychaeta; Dinophilidae
Source: the annotation of a GenBank genome assembly
CUUAUGUGAAAAAGCGAGAUCUCGUUUUCUAAGAACAUAAGGAAUUUUCUCUAUAAUCUAAUAUUAUCGAAUAAUGAAGUGGUUACAUUUAUAACAUUUUUUUCAAAUAUUUGAUUUAUCACUAGUUUGUAUUUGAUCAAGGUUCGUAAUCUAGUAAACUAUAAGCCAACUUUCCCCAAAGCGUUCUCUUCUUAUUUUUGACUGGUUCCUUUUUCCGCAUUUUACAAUUUACUGAAUAAUAGCAUUUUAUUCAAUUUAAUUUUUCAGAAUUAAAGAAACUCACAUUAUGGAAGCCGAAGCAGAUUUAAAAAAAAGCAUCGUCGCAAAAUUAAUAGAGCAGUUCUAUCAGCAAUUAACAACUGGCUGUGGGAGGGAGACUUGCACUACACCUAUGUGUGCUUCCAAUAAGAACUUUAAUUUGCGUUUGGAACCAUCCGAAGCGGCUUUAAAAGCUAUAGAAUUAGUAAAGAACAAAGCUGAUAGAUGCUCUUACAUUACAGCAAAGGCAAGUGAUGACUCUUUGAGUACUACGUCAAUAUCACAACCAGAAGAUAUUGUUGGAAAGUCCGAUGUAUUUGAAAGCGAACCACUUGCAAGCAAAGUUGCCAAACUAUCACCCUGCACUAAUACGUCCAAUUAUGAUUUCCUCGGCGAAAAAUUGAUACUUAAAAUUCUAGAAAACAAAGAGAAAACAACUUAUAGUAAAUUGAAGGAUAUAUUGUAUAAUGCAUUUUCAACUCUGGAUAAUCUUUGUAAUAGCUUUCUACCAAGCGAAGAAAUCAAUGAGGCUGAUUAUAAAAGAAUGGAAAUUGAUGAAGAAGAAGAAGAGAUUGAUAAAGAAAUUGGCUUUCGUAUAGAUGUUGCAAGCCUUAGACGAAGCUAUGACGACUUGUUAAAACUUGAUGCAAGUAACUAUAUGCCAUCUAUUAUACACGGUCUGGAGCAAUUAAGUACUUCUCUUCCAAUAACUUUUAAGACGAGUAAAAUGCCCUCGAAGCUCUCUUCAAAAAUAGCUCAUGCUUUCGUCGUUAUAUUAGAAUUACCAUUCAUGCAGGUGCAUGAUUGUUUGGAAGAUGGCUUAAAAAGUAUAUGCAAAGUCGCCGCCAAUCUACCUCUUCCAGUUCAAGAACGGCUCGCAAGAUUUUACGCUCUCUCAGAGCCGUCAAAACGUUUGGAAUCCUUAAUACAAACACUUCUACAAUAUAUAACACUAAAAGUUCUCAGCAAUGAAAGAAACGUUGCAAGUGACUUAAGCGUCCAGGGAGCAACUGUAGUAAUGAAAUGCUUUUAUUAUGCUUCAAUUUUAGGGGGAGAAUGCGACGAUCCAAAAUUGCUAAUAGCCGAAACAUCUGCUUUAGAGAAUGAAUCUAAUUCUUCAGGUUUUGCACCUAAGACCAAUAAACAAUCUUCAGUAAAAGAUGACCCUUUGUCGUCUGCUUUAAAAGUCAAACCUAUAAACUGUAAAAAACCAUUGAUAAACUAUGAUUGCUUUAUUAAUGAACCUUUAAGCGAUGCGUUACAAUUGGACAAUGACUAUCUUGAGUACAAGCAGGACAAAUUUUCUUUUUAUGCUCAUUCUUUUAUAUUAACAACGACUGCUAAAGUAACGCAAAUGUUUUAUGAAAACAAAUGGACUAUGUUGAACGAAAGGAGGCAAGCCUUAAUCAACACUCUCUUUCAGAGUGUCCCAGUGAUGCCCUAUUUAAAAUUACAUGUUCGAAGAGAGCACAUUGUGGACGAUGCCCUAGUUGCUUUAGAAGCUUCAGCAACAGAAGAUCCAUCAGAAUUAAGAAAGCAGUUAUAUGUGGAAUUUGAAGGUGAACAAGGUAUUGAUGAAGGAGGCUUAAGCAAAGAAUUUUUUCAACUUAUUUGCGCUCAAUUGUUCAAUCCUGACUACGGAAUGUUUAUUUAUUCUGAGGAAACACGAACUUAUUUCUUUAACCCAUCGUCGUUCGAAAAUGACGCCCAGUUCACAUUAAUAGGAAUAGUAUUAGGGCUUGCAAUUUAUAACAACAUAAUAUUAGAUAUUCGAUUCCCACCUGUUGUCUAUCGAAAAUUGAUGGGAAAGUUAGGUACACUAUCGGAUUUAAGUGGGGUUUACCCGGUGAUAUCUUCCUCUCUUAAGCAAUUGCUGGUUUAUGAAGGAGAUGUAGAGAAUGAUUUUAUUCAACCCUUCUGCAUUACUUACGAUGAUCUCUUUGAUGGAAGACCAACUGUGGAUUUGAAAGAGGGAGGUUGUAAUAUAUUGGUUAAUAAUGAAAAUAGAGAGGAGUUUGUUGAACUGUAUACGGACUUUCUUUUAAAUAAAAGAAUUGAGAGACAAUUUGCGGCGUUUAGAAGAGGGUUCAAACUUGUCACGGAUGAAAGUCCGCUAAGUACAUUAUUCAGGCCAGAAGAAGUUGAACUUUUGAUUUGCGGAAGCGAGGAUUUUAAUUUUGAAGAACUAGAGAAGACCACAGAAUACGACGGAGGUUAUGAUCAACAAUCUGACACUAUACGUCAUUUCUGGGAAUUGGUUCAUCAAGAAUUCACGGAAGAGCAAAAGAAGCAGUUAUUGCAGUUUACUACGGGUUCUGACCGAGUACCGGUUGGGGGUUUGUCAAAACUAAAAUUGAUUAUCGCUCGAAAUGGACCAGAUUCAGAUAGAUUACCGACGGCACAUACGUGCUUCAAUGUUUUGCUAAUACCUGAUUAUAAGAGAAAGGAUAAACUUCGUGAACGACUAUUAAAAGCUAUUAUUCAUACUAAAGGCUUUGGAAUGUUGUGA